CGGUAACUGGGUGUAGCCCGUGCGGAGAAGUCCGUUGCUCGCUGGCUAUGGCGGGCGGCACGUUCCCUUCCCCUUCCCCUUGCCCUUGCCCCUCCGAAUCGCGCGACUCCGGGCACUGUGUGGGUUCUAUCAAGAGGAUUCCCCUCCGUUGUGCUUUGUGUGCAACUGGGUUCGGAUUCGUUUUUGGUGCCUCGUCGUGUUGUUGUGUGUCUCGGGAGCUCGGGGUGUUUCUUCGUGGAGGUGGGGAGAUUGUUGCGCUUCGUUUCAUGGGUAGCGUUGCUGGUGGCCCUGUUGUUGGGGAGCCUGUGGAAUGUGGCUUAUAGGAGUGUCAAGAUUUGCCGAUCAGUACCUGUAACUGAGGUUUUGGUUGGGGAAGUAUCAUAGAAACUGGGUUUUUGUUUUUGUUUUUUCGUUUUUCCUCUUCUUCCUAGUUCAUUGUUGUAUCUCUUGUCUAGAUCCUAUCCGCGUAUGUGACCUGACUCGUGAAUACAUUACUCAAUCCUUUUUUUUUUUUUUUUUUUUUUUUUUUUUUUUCGUUAUUUUUUUCUGGUGAAGGUGUAGUUGGGCCAUUUCGUGGUAGCUUUUUUCAGGGUGUGUUCUUUCCUGGGUUAGCCGUUUUAUCUAUGUAAGAUCUUUGCUCUGUUCAUAGUCAGUGGUGCUCAGGUAUGUAAAGUGAAUUGAGCUUCCCUAUCAUAUCGUUGCAACGGAAAACUGUAGGAUGUGGUUUUGUUGGCUCGGUGCUGAUAUUGAGCAAACGUGAUUGAUCAUCUGUCUAGAGUUCCAAGUCUUUCGCAAUGCUUUCUGUACAUGUAGAAUUCAAGAUCAUAACCACAUCGUCCUAUGUCGAUGGCAAGAAUGACAAUCUGAGUGAUAAACUACAGAAGAGUGGUAUGAGGAGAUGUCUCGAAGUGUCCGCGCUACUUUGAGCUUUGUUGGGAGAGUCUUGCUACUGUCGUGUCUUCUACCACCCAUCACCGAAUCAAUCUACCCAUAAAUUCCUCAUGAAUUGUGCAGAUGAAUUUUUUCAUGUAGAAGGUUGCCAUUCUUUAAUAUGAACUCUACUUUUAGUGGGGUUGUGGGUGGAAUAAGGCCCGUCGAAAUCGAGUAUUUCAUGGUUUUUGUGUUAUUAACUGUAUCCCUUAAGAGCCUCCUAAUCAUCGAGAAUAGAACUGUUGGAGUCUUCUCACCUGUGCUAAAAUUAUCGCAAUUGACACAACAUUGGAGGAGUUAAGCUGUUUGAGUACGGGAACAUACUGGAAGCUGCAGAGAUGAAGCCUCGAAGGGUGUGAUCAUUUAGGUCGAGUGGAGUUGCAGUUUCUCGGUGCGCACACUGUAACCGGAACAGAUCAUAAUGGGCCGGGACUCCGGUGUUUUGAUCGGCGGGAAACGGUCUCGGCCAGCUGACGAUGAAGCAUAUUUUGACAAUUUCCACAACCAUAAACGCUAUCUCACUGAGGUGAUGGCAUCAAGUUUAAAUGGACUGCGAGUGGGUGAAUCGACCUCUCAGUCACAACGAUCGUCUCCACCCUUGAUUGACAACAUGGUGUCCCCUGCCCACACGGAGACUGGAGGGCUUUCUCGAUCUGCAUCUUCGUUUCCAACUAGUCAUGGGGACGACCUAUCAACGUUAGACUCUCCUAUGUCUGAUGACAGUGAUGAGAGUGUUGGUUUUCGAAUGGGUCGUGCAGUAGAGAACCCCACUUGCACUCCUGUCUCUACCGUUGAAUCGUUAUCUGUGGCUCCGACUAGCCCUGUGUCUCCGCGUCGGAAAGAGCACUUACCCCCUUACAUUCCAAACUAUAGUGGCACGCUGUCUUCUCGCCAACAGACUCCCCCUCCUUACACUCCUUCACUCCCUUUGCCUUGCUCUCAAGCUCGUGCGAAAGGAACAGAUGCGGAGGGCCGCUUGCCUCCCUCCCCCAGUGACCCUUGCCAAUCUGCCGACCUGAGAAGAGCAGCUCUUUUACGCUCCCUUCAAAUGAGAUCUCAGUCUCCCAUCAGGCCUGCUUCGUCUACAGUAGCACCUGAAGAAGGUGUAGAGAAAGGGGUUGUCCCAGAGGGAUUGGAAGAAGGUGGUGAUCAGUCCUCUCCAGGGCCUUCGGUGCACCCAUCAGGGCUUUCAGGCUGCAAUUGCGAGGACAUAGGACUUACGACCACGACAAUAUUUCCUCCGAUCAAUACCAGGGCAGCAACACGUGUUCGAAGCCUUCUUCUCGAUGAACCGGUAGUGGUUGCCACAAUGGCACUAUCGAGCACACUGCCACAAACUAUUCAGGAUGCGGAUAAUGAUUCUGUUGCUCAAGAAUCUCGGUUUGAACACAAGACUAACCAGCCAAUAAGCCUAUUACGUAGCUGUUCCAAGCUUGCUAGAUCAAUGUGCAGUGAUGUCAUUGUAUCAGACGCGGAGUCGAAACUUCUUCGCAGGGCCUCAGCUACCGUCGAGAAGUCUUGUAAGAGGGCUAAGCCACUUUGAUGUUAUGGACGAAUAAUUACAAAGAUCGACCUUGCAAUAUCUUUUGAAGCUUGCAUUGAAAGCUCGGAUCGACUUCGUGAUAAUUAUGUUACCUCGAAGGGACUACACUUCUCUCAUAGGGCAGUAUCAGCUUACAAGAUCGACUGCCGUGAGUUCAAUUCAAGCUUCGCAAGUUCUAACAUGCUGUCUUUGCCCAUUGCGACGUUUCAGUACAAGUGAGGUCCUAUACUUCAUUGAACACAACCAUAUAUGGUUGGUCAGCUUUCCACUUCUAGGUCUACAUCAGUGUAGCUUCCUACUUACCGAUACUGAUUGGUUUCUUUUCUACACUGGAGUAUUAUUCCUCAAAGACAGUGGAUGGAGUUAAAUAUUAUAUAGUUUGGGGUCUCGAGGAGCCCUUCUCUUCUACCCACGACCAGGCUCCCUCCACAUAUUACUAAUGUUUAUUUUGUACCAUUGCGAACCAUUAUUUUGUAACACUAUACAGUCAAAAACAAAUCAACGUACGUUGUGAAAAAUGUACACUUCUGCUCAUGAA
Physcomitrium patens is the source of this 3011-nucleotide messenger RNA. RefSeq lists its product as uncharacterized. The record is from RefSeq and is a predicted model, not a curated record. Lineage: Eukaryota; Viridiplantae; Streptophyta; Bryopsida; Funariales; Funariaceae.